Messenger RNA from Dermacentor albipictus, 763 nucleotides. NCBI's taxonomy places the organism in Eukaryota, Metazoa, Arthropoda, Arachnida, Ixodida, Ixodidae. The record is from RefSeq and is a predicted model, not a curated record.
UGCAGCAGUUUAGUCAACACCUACUAGCUGUUAAAUGAAAUGGAUAUCUGUUCCCAAUAGCUACAUCUAACGUACGAUAGCCGUCCUGUGCACAAUGCAACGAAUUAAUGGUUUUGCCUUUGGCUUUGCCUUUACAUUAGGGACUCUUGUACUAGCCAAUAUUCCUACUUACAAGAGCAAGAUCGAUGGAUGGACGUUUUUCAACCGGUCGCUCGACUUUGAAAUGAUAAAACGGAAUUACAAUCCCCUUUCGGGGCUCAAUCAAACGCUAUGCAUAACAGCUGCUUUCAAGCCUAGCCAAAGUGGUGCGCAUGAAAUAAUGAAGGUAUUUUUCUACAGAAAUCUUUCUUCCACGGAUUGGCCUAUUGCUAACGUCACCAUGACAUUUGUGAGCAUGGCAAAUACCACUCGGUACAAUACAGUGCAUUCCAGAAUAAAUAUGAGUCUUCAUGGUUACUCAUUACCACCACCACGUUGGAGAUUUCUCUACACAGAAGAAAACUGUACUGUAGUAAAAGUACUACACGAGAAGCCAAGUCCCUCCGAAAGAUCCAGCGGAAAGAGAGAAUCAACACAGAUAUCCAAAUAUUGUGAGCUGUGGGCUGUGCAAUGGAACCAAUGGAAAAGUAAUUCAUACAAACCGGCAGAAAGUAGCAGCCUUUGUGAGGAAGCGUUCAGCAGCAUGUGCGAAAAUAAGAGCGUCUACACAGUGUUAGAUAGCAGAUUUUGCUGACCGAAGCAAAUAAAUGUAAUGAAUUUCUUA